AUGGCGGACCGACAGGCAGUUCAGCAUAACCUGAACAGCUUACUCCUCAAGCUGGAUGACCCCGACCCGGACAUGAGAUACAUGUCCCUCAACGAUCUUCUUGGCGUUUUAAACAGUCCUAACUCCACAUAUCUGGCUCAUGACCAGUUCUCCGCCUCAAAGCUGGCCGAAGGUCUCCUCAAGGCGUUAGAUGAUCAACACGGUGACGUCCAGAACCAGGCUCUCAAAUGCCUUGGUCCCCUCGUUCACCGACUGCCAUUUGAGAGUCUCGCCUCUCUUCUGGAGAAACUCACCAACCUGACAGCUUCCCAGACCAUCGAUACAUCCGUCCCCAACACCGCUCUACGAUAUAUCGUCACUGCUCUUCCUCGUCCUCAGGCCGGACAACAACCCAGUCUAGAUGCUACAUCGGCUUACUCAGCGGUGUCUCGCGUGCUCAUACCUCGGCUGACUGGCCCAGUACAAUCUCCCUCCAGCAGACGAGGCUCGGUUGUCAAGGGAAUGCUCGAGAAGGAUCCAUCCAAGGGUUUCAGCAGUGACGCGAUUGAUGUGUUGAUUCAGGUCAUCAAUUGCUUUGGACCGCUCCUGAAGGAGGCGGAGUUGACUGCUCUGAAAGAUUCCGUCAUGUCCAUCGUCGACAACGACACGGCUGGUACCGUGGUAACGAAGCGCGCGCUGGCCGCCAUCUCGGCUUUGGUCCUUCAUUUCUCCGAUAAUCAGCUCAACCUCUUUGUAAAGGAACUGACGCAAAAGUUCAACUCUCAGCCUACCACCGUUCACCAACGCCACCUCGUCGCCACGGUGGGUAGUAUAGCGAAGAGUGCCCCUGCCAAGUUCGGCCCCUACCUCCCGACGCUUGCUCCAUUCGUGUUCUCGGCCCUGGGGGAGGAUGCAGUGGCACCAGCAACGACAGUAUCACAGGGCAAAACGAGGUAUAGGAUGCCUCCUCCAGCGUUACUGCCUCCUAGUCAUUAUUGGGACAAGCUGGUCGCUUCCUGCCUUGCAAAGUCAACAACCGCAGCUUCCUUCUGUGUUGUCGGUCAACGCGAUCAAAACAUCUCUGCCACUUUUCCUCUCGACUUUUCCUCCAUCCUCCCUCAAACAUCUUAUCUUCCGCAUCAGACUCUUACCGUGUUUACCUUCGGCGCGAUGCGUAUGCUCAAUUGGGCUCUCUCCGUUUAUGGUCUUGCAGCGUGCACGACGGCGCGGAACAUCAUCACCCUGCAGUCGAACCAUCAUUUGUCCCCGAUUCUCCCUCGGCCCCAAGAUGAUGUUAGCAUCCAGACACUUUCCGUCCGUGCGACUGGAAAGCGUUGUGGCUCCGGAGUUGGGAAGUGUCCAGAGAAACUCUGCUGCUCUACUGCUGGCUACUGUGGGGAUACUAAGGACCACUGCGCCUCUCCGGACUGUCAGAUCGACUACGGCUAUUGUGACGCACAUAUGACCCCCGGUGGAUCCUCUACCGAAGACAUUCCCCGGCCUCUUGAUGGAGUUGCUCUCUAUGGACCCCAUAUCAUCCGAUCCUGUACGGUCCCGGGUACCGUCGCUCUGACCUACGAUGAUGGACCUAAGGAGUUCACAAAGGAUCUGCUUGACCUUCUCGAUCGGUACGAAGCAAAGGCUACUUUCUUCAUUACCGGCAACAACAACGCCAAAGGCCAGAUUGACAGCCCCGGGAUGCCAUGGGCGUCUUUGAUCCAGCGUAUGCAUGCUAGUGGCCAUCAGAUCGCGAGUCACACCUGGUCUCACCAAGACCUCAGCAAGAUCUCACGGGACCAGCGUCGCAUCCAGUUGCUGUGGAAUGAAGCCGCCCUGCGGAACAUUCUAGGGUUUUUCCCCACAUACAUGCGACCUCCAUACUCCAGCUGCACGGCCGAGUCCGGCUGCUUGGAGGAUAUGGGAGAGCUUGGCUACCAUAUUAUUUUAUACGAUAUCGACACGGAGGACUACAAGCACGACAGCCCGACCGAGAUUCAACGCUCCAAGGACAUCUUCGACAGUAGUCUGGAUGCCCGAACUGCCUUUGACCGGCCCUGGCUUGUGAUUGCUCACGAUGUCCAUGAACAGACUGUCCAUAAUCUCACAGAGCACAUGCUGAAGAAGCUCAUCGCUGAGGGCUUCCGACCAGUGACAGUGGGCGAGUGUCUGGGUGAUCCUCCCAAGUAUUGGUACCGCGAGGACAAUACCGUCGAUGGCCGCAACUCGAGGAAGAAUGUCUUCAAGGUCCCUUCGAGGAUAGUCUCAUUCGAUGGGAUGUGUGGCGGCAAUGUCACAUGCGAUGGAUCCCGCUUUGGACCUUGCUGCAGUGGGACCGGAUUCUGUGGCAAUUUGACCACAUUCUGCGGUGAGGGUUGUCAGUCCGACAACGGCAUUUGUGACAGCAAGACGAAUGUCGCCGUGGCUGUAGAGGACCACACGGACUUCAAAGCCACCGGUAAAGCUAUGUCGAAGGACAAGCCCGCCAAGUCGGAUGCGAGCUAUAUGGUGCCUUUGAUUCUUCCCGUUGAGUUUGCGGUAUUGUCUUUGCUUGCUGUGUUGAUUGGGUAGUCUGGACCCGAGACCGGUCAGGGCAAUGUUGUUCUUGUUCACCAUCAAGAUGCUGGGUGCAGUGUUCACCGUUAUGUUUGUGAGUCGUGCAUGGUUUAUCGGCU
Messenger RNA from Aspergillus homomorphus CBS 101889, 2651 nucleotides. RefSeq lists its product as uncharacterized. Bases 1 to 2547 code for a protein of 848 amino acids. The record is from RefSeq and is a predicted model, not a curated record. Gene Ontology annotation, biological process: carbohydrate metabolic process. The transcript is spliced from 5 exons. Lineage: Eukaryota; Fungi; Ascomycota; Eurotiomycetes; Eurotiales; Aspergillaceae. Gene Ontology annotation, molecular function: chitin binding; hydrolase activity, acting on carbon-nitrogen (but not peptide) bonds.